Molecule: messenger RNA, 285 nt
Organism: Meloidogyne enterolobii
Lineage: Eukaryota; Metazoa; Nematoda; Chromadorea; Rhabditida; Meloidogynidae
Source: the annotation of a GenBank genome assembly
AUGCUCGGCCUUCUUCCAUUGGAGCUCGACACCGGACCCUGGACCAAGAAGUCGUCAACGCUGUGCUCUCUGCUGCUGCUGCUCACCAUCGCCGCACUUGCAGUUCUCGGACAGGUCAACAGCGAAAAAGUCGGACUCGGCAAGCACAUAAAGAAUCGAGAAAAUGUGACGCUCACCGCCAACACCGUAACUUCCGACAAGGCGGGCAUCGACCUUGCUAGUUAUAACUUCAAGGAGCUGUAUCCGGACGCCUGCGAUGUUACAAUCAAAGACGGCUUCAUGUGA